Molecule: messenger RNA, 2570 nt
Organism: Amborella trichopoda
Lineage: Eukaryota; Viridiplantae; Streptophyta; Magnoliopsida; Amborellales; Amborellaceae
Source: RefSeq, a predicted model, not a curated record
UUGUAAAUACCGUUAUUUCGGUCACCUGAGCCAUUGUAUAUAAACCGCGAAUCCCGAAAUUUUCGUCUUUCAAACUCCCGCCCUCUCAGAUCUAUGCAAACAUGGAUAUUCUCCUCACCCUACUUGGACACUACGGAGGUUACCGGUUUUUGUAUGUUAUAGAUAAUCUGUAACAGUUUAUCAAGUGGGUUUUCGAGAGGACUUGCACAUUUGUUGUUGUACAUGGUAUUUCCAUAUAUGACAUGAAGUGCAAAAGUGAAGCUGACACUUUAUUGUAAAGUGAAAAAUACAAUUUUACUUGUGGAGCUUGGUGUUUGCUUGCCUUUUGUCGCAUGGAUUCUUCGACUAGAGAAAGCAUCAAUUCUACAGCUGCUGAAUGACCAAGUGGCCAGAAUCUUUCCAGAACAGCUCCUGUAAUGGAGACUGGAGCACUGGAUAAAGAUUCUAAAAAUGCUAAUGGGAAUUUCCCUGUGCCAAUGCAAAAAUGAAGGAUCUCUGCAAGAGCCUGCACAUGAAAUGCAACCCGAGAAACAAGAAUCCCAAGGGAUGACUUUUGUUGAAGGUCAAAAAGAAAUUGAGUUGGAGCAAGGACCUCAAUCCCCAAAAGAAGUAAAGGAACAACAUGUUGGAGAUGACACUGUAGAUACUUCGAGUGUGGGUGAGGUGGGUGGCGAAUGCAAAGUUGAAGUGGUAUCACAUCCAAAUGUGAAUGGUAAUGAAGUUCAGCAAUCAAGUGGAGCUGAUGUGCUUAAUCAAGAAAAAUUUGAUGGUGGGGCACCUGAAACAACCACUCAAUCACAAAAAUUUGAAAAUAAAGAUGAUUCUUUCCCUCCGGAAAAUCAGGCUGAAGCAGCAGAUCCUUUGAAGGGCUCUCAACCUAGUUGUUCUAAAAUGAAUGUUUCGAUCCAUGAAGUCUCUGGUGUUGUCGGUUCUGAUCAAGGAACACAUGCUGACACCGUGGAACCACAUGGAACCAAUGAGCAGGGGGAUUCUCAUAUGAAUGUACUUGGUCAUGAUUCUUCUCAAGUGUCUGAUGUAUCAAUGAAACAAGGAGAGGAUUCUUCUGAGAGGGUGAUAUUAACAAGUGAUUCUCAUGGUGCUGACAUACAGAAACAUGUUGCUGUUGAUCCAUCUACCAUUGGUGAUGACAAAAAUACUGAACCGGGAAAUGACCAUAUUGAGACAGAGUCGAAAGAUAUGGUGGGUCGGAAAGUGCGUAAAAAGUUUGGACGAAAGAAGUAUUUGGGCGAUGUGGUCUCGUAUGAUAGUGGGACACACUGGUUCAGGGUUUUGUAUGAAGAUGGGGAUGUGGAGGAUUUGGAGAGGGAAGAACUUAAAGAAAUCUUGCUUCCUCUUGAUGGUGACCCACAAUCUAUUUCUAAUAAAAGAUCUCCAGGCAGUGAUGCUACUUCUCGUAAAUCUUUUAGAACCAAAAAGGCCAAGAUUUUAGACUUGCCAAGCACUCCGGGGUCAUUGAAGAGGUCGUCUAAGAGCAAGGGAAACAAAUCAUCCAUUCGCAAAAACAAGGGACGCAAAUCAUCAACUCCCAAGAGCAAGGGAAGCAAGGUUAGCAAAUCAUCCAUUCCCAAGAACAUGCUCAAAUCAUCCACUCCCAAGAGCAAGGUUAGCAAAUCAUCCACUCACCAGAACAAGGGUAGCAAACCAUCCACUCCCAAGAACAAAGGUAGCAAAUUAUCCACUCCUAAGAGUAAGGGAAAGGAACGAAAGGCCUCAGUUUCUUCCUCUAAAAGGGAAAAGAAAACCCCACUUUCUCUUUCUACAGAGAGCACUGAAUCAGGCAGCAAACGUGCAUCAAGGAAACGCUCACUUGAUGAUGUGAAAGACUUAGAAUCCAUCCCUGUCCAGAAGAAGCCCAAAGAUAGCUCAAGAAAGAGCGCAUUUAGUUCUAGACAGAAGGGUACAAGGCUUCCAGAUCCAUGUGGUAUAGAAAGCACUCUUAAUGAAUCCGACGAGGUUCGUGGGAGGCCAAAGAAGUCUGAGGUUUCUCAAGGUAAAGAGAGAAAGAGGGCAAGAUCAGAUGAUGAACAAAUGGGGGGUAUCCCACCUAGUGAGAGAAAGGAAAAAGUGGUUGGCAUGAAGGUGAGGAAAGAUUUUGGCGGUGUCCUGUAUAAUGGAAAAGUGGUGGCCUUCAAGAAAUUUUACCAGGUUUUGUAUGAGGAUGGUGACAAAGAGGAGCUUACAUGGACGCAGUUGGAGAAAAUUUUGGUUCCUAGAGACAACAAUGCCCUUCAACAGGAGAAAACUAGGCGUUCUCGUCGUAAACUUGCAUCUUGAAGUUAUUUUGAUGAUUUGGUGGCCUAAUUGGUAUGCUAAUUGUUAGAAGAAAGGAAGAAAAGUGUUUACAUUUUCAGCAGGUAGUUGGUUGACGUGAAUUUUAUAAUUUUUCCUUCUGAAAAAUUUCAUGUAAACAUGUCGUGGUAGAUGGGGCAGUUGCCUCUUUUUCUUGGGACAGAUAAUCGUUUAGACAUGUAGCUCUGCCUAUUUUCGACCUGCAACAGGCUUUGACCAAAGGUUGACAAUUUCUUAAAAAGUUAAUUUCUCUUCCACAA